Messenger RNA from Phascolarctos cinereus (koala), 5224 nucleotides. It is a transcript of the gene RPS6KC1, whose product is annotated as ribosomal protein S6 kinase C1. Gene Ontology annotation, cellular component: early endosome. Gene Ontology annotation, biological process: protein phosphorylation. NCBI's taxonomy places the organism in Eukaryota, Metazoa, Chordata, Mammalia, Diprotodontia, Phascolarctidae. Gene Ontology annotation, molecular function: ATP binding; phosphatidylinositol binding; protein kinase activity. The record is from RefSeq and is a predicted model, not a curated record.
AGGCAAGCUCUGACCCUUCACUUCUGUAUUAGGAGUUGGGCAGCAUGUUUCAUUAUGAGUCCUUUGGAAUUGUGCUUGGUCCUUGUGUUGAUCACAGUUCUUAAAUCUUUCAAAGUUAUUUGUCUUUACACUCUUUUGUCAUUGUAUGAAUUGUUCUUAUUUCAAUUUGCAUUGUUUCAUAAAGUCUUUCAGGUUUCUAUGAAGCCAUGGGAAUAGAGUUUUAAAGUGUAGCAGUAGCUCCCUUUGAUGAGGAGGCCAUCUUGGAAAAGAGGUUAGGGAACAUACUCCAAGGCAGGUGACGUGUGUUCGUACUUGAGAUUGAUGAAAAGUUUUUCCUGAAUUAGGGAUGUGUCUCUAAGACUGAAAUGUAUGUGUAGGAAUAAAUUAUGAAAAGGAGAAAAUUGGGUCAAAAUGUUGAAGAGGAAAAGAAAAAGGUUUAUUAAUUCUCAGUGCUCCUAGUGACAUUUUUUUCCCCAUUAGGAUAUAUAGUUUGGUUUAAAUCUUUCUAACUCCUACUUCCCUCAAAUAACACUGGGAUUCAUGAGGUAUGAAAAAAUGCUUCUGCAAAUGAUGUUAAAUGCACGUCUGUAAUGCUUUGCAGCAUUCAGAGUCUUUAUGGCUUUUGACUAAAUCCUGAAAGAUUCUCAGUUGACAAAUACAAAUAGAAGUGUCAGGUGGCCUGUAAAUUCUGUUUUGUAUGAGAGUGUCAAAUGGCUUUUAAAUGUCCUGAGAUUAUCUGGCAUAGUGGCUAAGUGAAAGAUUUAUUCUCAGACUCAAAGAUCUACAAAUUCCAGAGAAAUCAGAGGGUUAGGGCGUCCAAUAACAGAAGAACAGAAAAGCCAUCAGUUAGCCAAGCCCCACAGGUAUGUAGGGCAGUGGAAGAGAAUGGUACAGGAAUGAGUGCAACAAAUGGAGGUAGUUUGGGUUUAGAGACAAAGCUGUAAUUUUCUCCAGAGUGAUUCCUACUGAGUGAAGUAUUGUAAAUGGUGUUUUGAAGGUAGAUUAUGAUUUUUCAUAUCUUUGAUUGAGUGUGCAGAUGGAUUGAGCAAGAGGGGAUAAGCCAAUAUAUGCCUGGCUAACCUUACCAUGCAUUCUUCUGUUUCAAGGACUCUCAGUGCCUAGUUAGAAUACAAGGAAAGUAGAUUGCCUUUGUAUCAUGCUCAGAGAACAGAUGCUUGAGGCUAAUACAACAUUAUUUGUGGUUGUGUUUUAAAACAGAUGAAAUCAAUAGGUAAUAUUUUAUCUUAAAAUGAAAGUUCUCUGACGAAAGCAUAUGAACUAAUGAAAUUGAGAGGUUUCUACUUGUCAUUUAAAAAUUAUUUUAAAAAUUAGCAAUGGAGAAGAUCUUGUAAAGUUUCUUAUGGUCCUGUACUUCAUUAUUUGACUGAUUCAGUUCUCUUACAUCUUAGACCUUUGUUGUAUCAUUGCUAUUUAUUAUCUUGUUAGUGUAUUCUGUUUUUGUCAAACUAAUAUGGGUUGAAGGUGUGUGUGUGUGUAUACCCAAAGUAAUAAUUUUGUAUGUAUAACAGAGUGUAUUUUUAGUAUUAAUUUGGAAGGAAUUAUGGACCACAAAAGGACUUUUCCCUUUCUUCAAUAGGUUCUCAUAUUUGAUAAUUUCCUUCAUCAAAAAGUAUUUAUUGAACAUUUAAGCUCCUGUUUAACUUAGCGAAAACUGAAUUUUGAAAGCAAAAGCUCUUAAAUGAACUGAUCCUCAGAGUUUCUAGUGUGCCACUCCCCCAAGUUACUUUGUAUGUACUCUGUAUAUAUAUUUUAUCCUUAAUUAUUUUUGUUCAUGUUGCUUUCUCUUGAUGGAGUGUAAAUUCCUUGAGGAUAGGCCUGCUUUUGGAUUUUUCUUGGCCUCCCCAACCUGUUUCUGGGACUUAAAGUUCGAAAAGAUUUGAGUGGUCUUGAUGAUGUGACGCUUACCAGCCAAUCAGAAGGUGGAGGUUUCUCCAGUGACAGCGAUCUGAUCUCUCUGACUGUUGAUGUGGACUCCCUUGCUGAAUUAGAUGAUGGAAUGGCAUCCAAUCAGAAUUCUCCCAGUAGAACUUUUGGUAUCAAUCUUUCUCCAGAACCUUCAGCACUAGGAGCUAUUGCUUCUGAUAAAGAAAGAAGCAAAACAGAGGAAGAGCGGGAAAGUCGUGGUCUCUUUGCUGGAAGCCUGAAAUCCAGGCUUGGCAAAAAAGAUUAUUUGGAGAAGGCAGGUGAAUUAAUAAAGCAGGCUUUAAAGAAGGAGGAAGAGGAAGACUAUGAAGCUGCUUCUAGUUUUUAUAAGAGAGGAGUUGAUCUGCUCUUGGAAGGUGUUCAAGGUGAGUCAAGUCCCACUCGUCGAGAAGCAGUCAAGAAACGGACAGCGGAGUAUCUAAUGCGUGCUGAGCAGCUCUCUAGUUUUUAUUUAAAACCACCCCUUGGUGAUGGAGUGUCAUCCCAGCCUCCAGGAUCACUAAGUUCAAGGCCCUCUUGGAACCUAAGGAGCCCUGCCGAGGAACUGAAGGCCUUCAGAGUCCUUGGGGUGAUUGACAAGGUUUUACUUGUAAUGGACACAAGGACACAACAGACAUUCAUUUUAAAAGGUCUAAGGAAAAGCAGUGAGUGCAGCAGGAACAGAAAGACCAUCAUCCCCCGCUGUGUGCCCAACAUGGUGUGUCUGCACAAGUACAUCAUCUCUGAGGAGUCUGUGUUUCUUGUUCUGCAGCAUGCAGAAGGUGGAAAAUUGUGGUCCUACAUUAGUAGAUUCUUAAACAGGAGCUCAGAAGAAAGCCUUGAUGUUCAGGAAGUCAGAAAGUCUACUCUUGCUGAAGUUCAUCUGCAGCAGCCAACUCCUAGUCCUAAGGACAGUAGCAGCUUGGAGUCCAGAGGAAGUGAUGGUGGCAGCAUGCUUAAAGUUCUGCAUCUAAAGACUAGUCUUACGCCAAGUUCCCAAGAGGACAGUAGCAACCAGGAAGAAGAUGGCCAAGAUGGCUCUCCAAAAUGGCCAGAUUCUGGCUCAAGUUCAGAAGAAGAAUGCACUACGAGCUAUUUAACAUUAUGCAAUGAAUAUGGGCAAGAAAAAAUUGAACCUGGGUCCUUGAAUGAGGAGCCCUUGAUGAAGAUUAAAGGAAAUGGUGUUAGAACCAAAGAUACAGGAAGCGUACCAGCUUAUAUUGCUCCUGGCAGUGAUAGCCUCAGCUCUCAGCUGACUUCUCAGGAACUAAAAUUUUUCACCGAAGAUGCCAACCGUGAAGCAGCUAGCCCACCAAGAAUAUCAGAUUCUCUUAGUAGAUCAAAGAAUAGCCCUAUGGCAUUCUUUAGGAUAGAUAGCAAGGAUAGCACUAAUGAACUCCUUGGACUUGAUUUUGGUGAAAAGUUAUAUAGCCUGAAGUCAGAACCCUUGAAGCCAUUUUUUGCCCUUCAAGAUCAGGACAGCAGUUCUGGGAGUCUUGAUGCUAGUGAAACUAGAUUGGGGUUAAAAGCUCAGGACACCAUCAGCAGGGGUUCAAAUGACUCUGUCCCUGUUAUUUCUUUUAAAGAUGCUGCUUUUGAUGAUGUAAGUAGUACUGAUGAAGGAAGACCUGAUCUUCUUGUCAAUCUGCCUGGUGUGUUGGAGCCAACAAAAGAAGCUGCGACUGAGGGGCCUGCUCAGUUGACACAGACUAAUAUAGGCAUCUUAGAAAGUAAACUUUUAGAAGCUCCUGAUGUUUUAUGCCUCAGUCUUAGCACAGAACCAUGCCAAGGGCUUGAAGAAAAGGACACAGAGACCUUGAAUGAUCCCUGUAGUCAGCAAUUCCAUACUAUAGAAGAAAAGCACUAUGCACAGGAGGGUACUAGGGCCUUACUUAUUGCUGCUGUUGAUCAGACCAGUUCAGGAGACAAGUCUUUGUUACUGAGUUCAGAUGAGGAGUUUAAAGAAUUUGAAAUGGUUGCUCCCACACUAACUGCAAAUAGCACAGAAGAAAGCCUAUUCCUUAUUUCUAAUCCAGUCUCAGGUGCUAAUGAAUACAAUGUAAACCCAGACACUUUAAAAAAAGAAGAAGUAUUGCUGUUUUCAGAUCGAGCUGAAGACCCUGGUGAAGAAGAGCCAACCCCUUCUUUAUUUCAGCUAGACCCAAAAGACACUAAGGCUAAGGGUGACAGUGGAUUAACACUAGAAGGAGAGAAGGAAAUACAUCAGAUUUUUGAGGACCUCGAUAAAAAAUUAGCACUAACCUCCAGGUUUUAUAUCCCAGAAGGCUGCAUUCAAAGAUGGGCAGCUGAAAUGGUGGUAGCCCUUGAUGCUUUACAUAGAGAGGGAAUUGUGUGCCGCGAUUUGAACCCAAACAACAUCUUAUUGAAUGAUAGAGGACACAUUCAGCUAACGUAUUUUAGCAGGUGGAGUGAGGUUGAAGAUUCCUGUGACAGCGAUGCCAUAGAGAGAAUGUACUGUGCCCCAGAGGUUGGAGCAAUUACGGAGGAAACUGAAGCCUGUGAUUGGUGGAGCCUGGGUGCUGUCCUCUUUGAACUUCUCACUGGCAAGACUCUGGCUGAAUGCCAUCCUUCAGGGAUAAAUACUCACACUGCUUUGAACCUGCCAGAAUGUGUUUCCGAAGAAGCCCGGUCACUCAUUCAACAGCUCUUGCAGUUCAACCCUGUAGAGCGUCUUGGUGCUGGAGUUGCUGGUGUUGAAGACAUCAAGUCUCAUCCAUUUUUCACCCCUGUGGAUUGGGCAGAACUAAUGAGAUGAAAGCAGUCCAGGGGUCAUCUGAACAAGCUCUGGUCCUCUCAGUGACAAGUAUCUCUGGCAAAGCUGACUUGCAGUAAUUUGUAGAACACCAAAUCACUUGGACAAAGACAUUUAAAGGAAAUGGGGGAAGAAAAAGGCCAAAAGAGAACAAUUUAAUCUGAAUCACUGAUUAAGUAAGCCAUUGGUUGAUUUAUACAGCAAGGGGCUAUUGUAUGUAAACCAUUAACCAAGGUGUGGUCUAUAUUAAAUCUGUUUGUGCGUGUUUGUUCAUGUGUGCACUUGUGACUGUGUAUGUUGGGGAGAAAUUAUAUACUCAACAGAAAAAGGAAUGCCCUUAAAAUGUACUUCUAAUACAUUAUUGGAAGCAUAGAACUUAGUGCCAUGUGUAAGGAGAGCCUUGAAGUGUCAGUUAACAACAUUUUCUUUCAGCUAUAACUGGUGGAAAUGAUUAAACGACUUAAUGUUAUGUGCUGAAUAAGAUACUAGAAGUGCUUUAUGCGUAAUGUUAUAUACAAAGUUUAAAAA